AGGCUUCCGGAGAAAAGAAAAGUGAAAGUAUUUGGAGCAGAUCGUGCAGGAAGCUGAAGACAGUGCUUGCUGCCUUCCUCCAUCUCCGUCCAGAUACUUGUGUGCUGGCCAGCUCUCGUUCAUCCUGUCCAAUCACCAUGAUGUCACCAAUGUAACGGAUUGGUGUGAUGUUCUGUGGGAUGUCCAGGUGAUCCAGAUCUCUUCUAUUUUAUGACAAAAGACAGGUGCCACACUUGAGAGAUCAAUCAAUUGGUAGACAUUCUCCUCAGAGCUCCACGGAGGCACAAAGGGAGUAAACGUCUGCUCAAGGCUGAUCCUGGGCUAGCCCCAUGACCCAUUGGGGCUGGCAGUGGAAGAUGGCGAGUGGAGGCAGCCAGCACAGCCGCAGGAUAUCCACAGGGAACCAGAACCUAGAAGACCAAAUCCCAGAGGAGCAGGCUGAGUUUAUUUUUAGGUUCUUCAAAGAGAAUAAGGUGGAGAUUGCAAGUGCAAUAAAUAAGCCAUUUCCUCUCCUUAUGGGCCUCCGAGACCGUGGCUUUAUCUCUGAGCAAAAGUUCCAAAAUUUUGAAGAAGCUUAUUGGAAUCAGGUCCCAGUGGAAAAAGUGGUCUAUCAUGCGCUCAGUGAACUGGAGAAGACAUUUGACAAGACAGUUCUGGAUGCACUGUUCAGCAACCCUAACCUAAGGGCCUAUCCUGACUUACUUGAGAUCUGCAGAAGCUUCCAAAAUGUGAUUUGUGACAACUUCCAUUAUGAAGCCAUUGAUGAAGAAGAGACAAAGGAAAUGUUCCACUUACAAGUACCCCACCAAUUAGAGUCCUGUGAACACUCACUUCCCCAAAUGAAUAAUGUCAGAGCACUGGAAGAGACAUCCAGCUUACUGCUUAAUGAGGGGCAAGUUUCCUGUAAGCACAAAGCUCUCCAAAGGACGAAUGGAGGUGAUUUUAAAGAGAUGUCCGAACUGCUACCAGGCAAUGGGAGAGCGUCUUACAAACGUGUGGCUCCACAAAGGGAUGACGGAGGAGAAUCAGAAGAUAUGCCCGGAUUACUACCUUAUGAUAAAGAAGUGACCUAUGAUCCCAGAGUUUCCCCAGUGACUAAUGAAGGAGAACUAGAGGAGAUGCCCAGUCAACCAGCAGAAGAGGGACAAGAGCAUGGCAAUGCCUACUGGGAGACCCAUGAGGAAGAAGAGCCUCAGGAAGCUUUGAGUUCCCCAUCAACAUGUGGGCAAGCUCCCCAGAUGAUCAGUGAAGGAGAACCAGUGGAAGUGCCCAGGCAACUGCUAUGUGACGGGGAAGCAGAAGGUAACAGUGCCUGUUUAGAAAUGUGUGAUGAAGAAGAACCUGAGGAAGACUUGAGCUCACUACCAGAAAGUGGAUCAGUAUCUGGCAAACUAGAAACUCUCCAAAUGAAUAGAGAGGAAGAAUCGGAAGAACUUAGUUCCAGACUACUACUCUGUGAUGGAGAAGAUGUGCCAGAAGGUCCAGAAAGUAGCCAAGCAUGUGACACGAUGGAUACCGUGGAUCUUGAAAACACCUCUUCGGGAAGACUCAAGAGGAAGAGAAGAAAAAAGAAAGGCCAUGCCUGGACAAGGAUUAAAAGGAGAUAUCAGGGAAGAGUACAUCAAAAAGAAAGAAGCGACACUGAUGGCCAGUUGGUCUCCGGUGAGAGAAAAGUGAAAAUGCGUCUGCAAGGACGUGCCACAAAGAGGGGGAAAAGGAGAGGCAGAACUCAUAGUGAAAGGGCCCCACAGAAAAGAUUCCAGUCAAGAGGGUCAAGAAGGCGCAGAGAUGAUAGUGUGAAUUUUCACUCUCAAAUACUUCCUGUGACCUGUGGUAAGGUGAAGGGGAUGUUAUAUAAGAAGAGACUGAAACGAGGAGUCUUGGUGAGGUGUAUACAGAGUGAGGAUGGAAGAUGGUUCACCCCUAAGCAAUUUGAAGUCAAAGGAGGCCACGAAAGAUCAAAGAACUGGAGGAUGAGUGUGCGUUGUGGUGGGAGGCCCCUACGAUGGCUAAUGGAGAAAGGACUUCUACAUAAUCCUCCAAGAAAAUAUUUCAGGAGAAGAAAGACAAUACCAAAGCCUCAAGACAACAUCUUGGUUGACCCUUAUCUGGGAAACUCUGACAUGUGUGAGACGUGCCGGAACGGAGGAAAGCUGUUCUGCUGUGAUACUUGUUCGAGAUCUUUUCAUGAGUACUGUCACAUCCCACCUGUGGAAACCGAGAGGAGCCCAUGGAGUUGCACCAUCUGCAGGAUGGAGUCUUUCGGAAGGCAGCCAUGUCACGGGGAAUCUGAGGUCCUGGAGAGACAGAUGCAGCCUGAGGAGCAGUUGAAAUGUGAGUUCCUCCUCUUGAAGGUUUAUUGCCAUUCAGAGAGCUCAUUUUUUUCGAAGAUCCCAUAUUAUUACUAUAUUAGAGAGGUUUCUCAAAACCUGAAGGAACCCAUGUGGUUGGACAAAAUCAAGAAGAAGUUGAAUAAACAUGGUUAUCGCCAAGUAGGGGAGUUCGUGCAGGACAUGCGUCUCAUCUUUCAGAACCACAGGGUGUCUUACAAGUACAAUGACUUUGGCCUAAUGGGACUUAGACUGGAAGAAAAAUUCGAGAGGAAAUUCAAGGAAGUGUUUGCUAUUGAAGAAACAAAUGAGAGCAGUUCACAGGCAUAGUGGAGGGUGUUGGUAUCCUGGAAAAUUCCCUUUUGGGGCAGAAAUUUCAUCUCCCAUCCACUGUGAGGAUUGGCUGCGGAUGCCUCCUCUCCCCAAAAUAUCGUGUUCUGCCAGUGCCAGCUUCAUCUGGAGUUAACACCUCUUGGACCUGGGAGCUGGCCCCCCAGCCCCAAGGUGGGACCAAUGUCUGGUGUGAUUCAUGCUCAUGCAUUCCCCAGAAGAUCAAGCUAGAGCUAGUCUCCAGCUGGGACCAUAUCCAUGCUUGGUUUUUCCCACCAUGCCAUCCUUCUUCCCUCUCCCUUCUUCUCCUGAAAAACUUCUCAUAAUAAAUCACUUACUUAAGAGACUUUA
Molecule: messenger RNA, 3011 nt
Organism: Lontra canadensis (Northern American river otter)
Lineage: Eukaryota; Metazoa; Chordata; Mammalia; Carnivora; Mustelidae
Gene: SP140
Product: SP140 nuclear body protein
Exons: 28
Coding region: 330-2660 (776 amino acids)
Biological process (GO): regulation of transcription by RNA polymerase II
Cellular component (GO): nucleus
Molecular function (GO): protein binding; DNA binding; DNA-binding transcription factor activity, RNA polymerase II-specific
Source: RefSeq, a predicted model, not a curated record